This is a messenger RNA of Meleagris gallopavo (turkey), 819 nucleotides long. Lineage: Eukaryota; Metazoa; Chordata; Aves; Galliformes; Phasianidae. The record is from RefSeq and is a predicted model, not a curated record.
GUGGAUCUGGAGAAGUUCCAGUUCCAUAGGGCUGCGACCCCCGGGGAGCCCGGCCGCACUGCUGUGGGGUCGCGGAGUGCUGUGCUGGGUUCCCCAACGCCGUUCCCACCGCGGGAUGCUCUGAGCACAGCAGGUGGUGAGGAAGAAAUAUACGACGAUGUUGAGAGCGUUGAGCUGCUCAGGAGAGACCGAAGCUUUCCGCCGCCCCCCACGUUCCGGCCGCCAGCACAUCUCCACCCCAGAGGAGGUGGGGGCAGAGCGGGGGGAGGUGCUGCUCGGGCCCCCAGCACGGUUGCACUGCUGGUUGCUGCACAAAGAGUUGCUCAGAACUCCUGGAAGACGAAGCCAAUGACACUCAAGGAAUGUAAGAAGGAAGAGAAAGCAGACAGGGAGUUUCAAAAGAAAUUCAAGUUCGAAGGGAACAUCACUGUCCUGACCCAGAUGAUGGUUGACCCCGCGACGACGGAGAAGAGGGGCGGGGGAAACCUUCCACUCAGACGGGGCGAGAUCCUGGACGUCAUUCAGUUCACCAACAAGGAGCAGAUCCUUUGCAGGAACAGCCAGCGGAGGUACGGUUAUGUGCCCCGGGCUGUGAUGCUGCACCUGGACAGAGACAUCUACGACGAUGUUGAUCUGUACGAAUGACCGGGAGCACCACCAGACCCCAAAGGCUGAAGCUCCGACGCUGGAGGGGCUGCGAGGGUCGGCCCUGCAGAGCAGAGGUUUGGGAAGGUCCUUCAGAUGGAGCCCCGCGGCGCUUUGUUUGAUUUGUGUGAAAUGUGGCACUGAUUUGUGUGGUCCAGCUGUGUUUUUUGGCUG